AUGAGUACCACGAUUCCGAUUACUUCUCGUCCCUUGGACCUAGUCUACUUCGCCUUUUUCGUGGUCCAUAUACCCGCAACACUGCUCAUUGACCUGCAAGCCCUGUACCCUCCUGCAUUAACACCACAUUUCAUACGCGCUCUCCCACAAUUCUAUGUGCAGAUGUCGAAUGACCCGUUGAUUGGAAGCGUCUUGGGCUUGUUGGGAGAUAGCAAGCAUUUCAUUUGGUUCAAAACCUUUCUUGCACUAGAAGCUCUCUUUCAACUUCCCGUAUUCGUGCUCGGAGCACGCGGCCUUUGGCGAGAUUCGCGGUCAAUCUAUGUACUUCUCCUCAUCUAUGCCGCAUCUACCACCACCACGACGCUACCAUGUCUGUCUGUCUUACUGACGACGCCUACAACCAGUGCGCAGACCAUAGUUGACAAAGUAGUCUCUGUAACAACCUUCCAACGCGUCCUGCUGUUAUCGAGCUACAUUCCAUUCUUCGUAAUACCCUUCAUUAUGACCGUUGAUAUGGCUUUUCGCCUUUCGAAACUGAUCACGAUAGGGAUAGACGCCGCUGAUGACAAGAAGUCAUCGUGA
Suillus paluster is the source of this 582-nucleotide messenger RNA. Its product is annotated as transmembrane protein 6/97. The record is from RefSeq and is a predicted model, not a curated record. Gene Ontology annotation, cellular component: endoplasmic reticulum. Bases 1 to 582 code for a protein of 193 amino acids. NCBI's taxonomy places the organism in Eukaryota, Fungi, Basidiomycota, Agaricomycetes, Boletales, Suillaceae. The transcript has 4 exons.